This is a messenger RNA of Cajanus cajan (pigeon pea), 1995 nucleotides long. RefSeq names its product pyruvate kinase 1, cytosolic. Gene Ontology annotation, biological process: glycolytic process. Gene Ontology annotation, molecular function: potassium ion binding; magnesium ion binding; pyruvate kinase activity. Lineage: Eukaryota; Viridiplantae; Streptophyta; Magnoliopsida; Fabales; Fabaceae. The record is from RefSeq and is a predicted model, not a curated record.
AUUUACUAACUUUCGUUCUUACAUUUGACCGUACAACACAUUCUAUAUUUAUUGGCCUUUCUCUCUCAUUCGUUCUACAAUUGUUUCUUGCUUUGCUUUGGUCGGUUUCAUUGAUCACAAAAUGCAGUCCAGCCCUUUGCUUCUUGAGGAACCCAUUAGGAUGGCAUCUGUCCUCGAGCCAUCCAAGCCUACUUUCUUUCCAGCUAUGACAAAAAUUGUUGGCACACUUGGUCCAAAGUCGCGAUCAAUUGAUAUAAUUUCCCGUUGCCUGGAUGCAGGAAUGUCUGUGGCAAGGUUUGACUUCUCAUGGGGUGAUCCAGAAUACCAUCAAGAGACAUUGGAAAAUUUGAGAGUUGCUAUCAAAAGUACCAAGAAACUUUGUGCGAUUAUGGUAGAUACUGUGGGUCCAGAAUUACAGGUUGAGAAUAAGACUGAUCAUCCAAUCACCCUUGAAGUAGACACAUUAGUUGUCUUAACUCCAGAUCAGAACAAGGAUGCAAGUUCAAAUCUCUUACCAAUAAAUUUUAGUGGGUUAUCAAAGGCUGUGAAGAAGGGUGAUAUUAUUUUUAUCGGCAAAUACCUGUGUACAGGAAGUGAAACAGCUUCUGUAUGGAUGGAGGUCAGUGAGGUGGAUGGUGAUGAUGUCACUUGUCUUGUAAAAAACACUGCUACACUCUCUGGAUCGUUGUUUACUGUACAUGUCUCUCAGACUCAUAUUGAUCUUCCUACUCUUACAGAUAAGGAUAAAGAGGUAAUAAGCACAUGGGGUGUUCAGAACAAUAUAGACUUCCUCGCAUUAUAUACCCGUCACGUUGAAGAUAUUCGCUAUGCACGUGAAUUUCUCUCUAAACUCGGGGACCUUAAGCAGACACAUAUUUAUGCAAAGAUUGAAAAUAUAGAGGGACUUAAACAUUUUGAUGAGAUAUUGAGAGAAGCAGAUGGUAUCAUCCUUGCUCGUGGAAAUUUAGGGAUAGAUCUCCCACCCGAGAAGGUGUUUUUAUUCCAAAAAGCUGCUAUUUACAAGUGCAACAUGGCUGGAAAGCCAGUUGUUGUCACACGUGUUGUGGACUCUAUGACUGACAAUCUAAGACCUACUCGUGCUGAAGCAACCGAUGUUGCAAAUGCAGUGUUGGAUGGCAGUGAUGCAAUUCUCCUUGGGGCAGAGACCCUGCGGGGACUAUACCCUGUAGAGACCAUUUCCAUAGUUGGAAAAAUAUGUGCCGAGGCAGAGAAAGUUCAUAAUCAAGAUUUGUAUUUUAAGAAGGCUGUCAAAUAUGUGGGAGAGCCAAUGAGCCACUUGGAAUCAAUUGCUUCCUCUGCGGUUCGAGCAGCUAUCAAGGUUAAGGCCUCUGUUAUUAUUUGCUUCACUUCAUCUGGAAGAGCUGCAAGAUUGAUUGCUAAGUACAGACCAACCAUGCCUGUGAUAUCUGUUGUUGUUCCUCAGUUAAAGACAAAUCAACUCCGAUGGACAUUCACCGGUGCUUUUGAGGCAAGGCAAUCACUUAUUGUGAGAGGUCUUUUCCCUAUGCUGGCAGAUCCACGACACCCGGCGGGGUCUAAAAGUGGAACAAAUGAAUCAAUUUUGAAGGUUGCUUUAGACCAUGGCAAGGCUUUUGGCAUCGUAAAGCCACAUGACCGAGUUGUUGUUUGCCAGAAAGUGGGUGACUCGUCAGUUGUGAAGAUUAUUGAGCUCGAAGAUUGAUUAGAACUUUUGAGGGAUCCAUAAUAAAACUUUUUCCGAACCUUUUCAUUCUAGCGUUUUGUGUUUCAUUAAAGUAACAGCAAUGAACACACGAGAUGCAUAUUAUAGAGUUUGCCCCACUCAUUUUGUUGAAUUGAGUCAUGUAGUCUAGUUCUACUAAUUGUCGAGUGAUUUAGAGUGGGAAAUAAACUUUGUAGUUUGAUUGUUUUUAUAGGCAAACACAGUUGAGAUAUGAUGGUACCAAAAUUGGAAAAUGUUACAACGAAGUAGUUUAUUCUUUAUUUUACUUUUUC